CCAUUGGCUUCUGUAAUGGUACUAAACCACCUAAAUGUUUCUUUUGGGUCUUUGCAGGAGAAGAAAUUUUUUAACUUUGGGAAGAUUCUCUUCAGCAACACCACAGUUGUCCUGAAUUUUGAAGGAGAUGAGAAGGCUUGCAAUCCUUCCCAAAGUUACAAUGUUACCUGGUACUUAAGAUACUGUGAUUGCUACAAUGAAAUCUUCAGCUUUGGGGAUGAACAAGUGGAAUAUUAUUUUGGGGCCACGUCUGAGGAGCGUUCUGGUUGGUCAGGGUCCUAUGCCAUGGCUUCGCUCUUCUUCCCCAACUGUUCUGAGCUCUUCAAACCACAGAUGUUCUACAAAGAAUAUGUUCAUCCAGAACCCCUCUCAGGUAACAAACAGGAGAGUUUAAAAGAUAAGAAGGAGAACAGUGCAAACCAUACGACUAUGGCAGAAAAAACUGCAAGGAAUGCUUUGAUCAAAACGUGGCGAGAUGGGCCAUAUAUCUUUAUUGUGCAAAUUGGGAUUAUGGCCUCGAAAGAGUCUAGUACAAAAAUUAAGAGGAUGGAGAAAAGUACACCCUCAUCUAAUCCUGAAGAGAAACUCUUUACAAUGACAGUGGAGCUGCAAGGUCCAUAUGAAUACCUCUCUCUUGCAGACUAUCCUCUCAUGAUCUUUUUUAUGGUGAUGUGUAUCGUAUAUGUGUUCUUUGGAGUUCUCUGGCUUGCAUGGUCAGCCUGUUACUGGCAGGACCUCCUCAGGAUCCAGUUCUGGAUUGGUGCCGUCAUCUUCCUGGGAAUGCUGGAGAAAGCAGUCUUUUAUGCAGAAUUUCAGAAUAUCCGUUACAAGGGAGAAUCUGUCCAAGGAGCGCUGAUACUUGCAGAACUGCUUUCUGCUGUGAAACGUUCACUGGCUCGGACUCUGGUCAUCAUAGUGAGCCUGGGAUAUGGGAUAGUCAAGCCUCGUCUUGGAGUCACUCUUCACAAAGUGGUUAUGGCUGGAGCUCUCUAUCUAUUAUUUUCUGGCAUGGAAGGUGUCUUGAGAGUUACAGGGGCACAGAAUGAUCUUGCCUCCUUGGCCUUUAUUCCGCUGGCUUUCCUAGAUACUGCCCUCUGCUGGUGGAUAUUCAUCAGCCUCACUCAAACAAUGAAGCUGUUGAAACUACGGAGGAAUGUUGUGAAACUUUCUCUUUAUCGGCACUUCACCAACACUCUUAUCUUGGCAGUAACAGCUUCCAUUGUAUUUAUCAUUUGGACCACCAUGAAGUUCAGGCUAGUGGAUUGUCAGUCGGACUGGCGGGAGCUGUGGGUGGAUGAUGCCAUCUGGCGGUUAUUAUUCUCAAUGAUACUUUUUGUCAUCAUGAUUCUGUGGAGGCCAUCUGCCAACAACCAAAGGUUUGCUUUCUCACCAUUGUCUGAGGAAGAUGAUGAUGAUGAACAGAAAGAGCCAAUGCUAAAGGAAAGCUUUGAAGGGAUGAAAAUGAGAAGUACAAAACAAGAGCCAAAUGGGAAUGUGAAAGCAAACAAAGCUCAAGAAGAUGAUCUGAAGUGGGUAGAAGAAAAUGUUCCUUCUUCAGUGACUGAUGUUGCUCUUCCAGCUCUUCUGGAUUCAGAUGAGGAAAGAAUGAUUACACACUUUGAAAGGUCCAAAAUGGAGUGAGGAAGCACUUGCUUCUUACUGUCAGGAGAAGGGGAGCUUCCGUUUCCUUUAGGCUGCCCAGUGAAUCGGGCAUCCUGCUGAUCUGUUUCUUGAUCUUAACCUUUGGAGUUAGUUGAUGUACUGCAGUGAGGGUGUCUUGCACAGCUUGCUGUGGAAGAGGUGCACAAGGACAUUGUUAAACCUUUGGAAACUUUGAAAUUAAAAUGUUGAUGCAAGUUUGGAUUUUUAAGCAAUUUAAAUGUGUAUUAUUCCAGCACCUUCUGUAACUUUUCAGAUAUUUAAUCUGUCACUCAAAUUCGUAACACCUGCCUGAGGGACUGUGAAUUCAAUGUUGCAAUUAACUUUCACAGGUCAACUGCCCGUGCCUAUUUGGGGGGGGGAGGGUAAAACACAAAUAAGAUUUAUUGAAGAAACAGUCUUCCUGUUUUCUGGGAAGUGAAUGGCUGAUUGCUGGAGACCACAUACUGGCUGGCUUGCAGGGAGAAGAAGCUUUAGAGAAAGAAGCUCCUGUUGCUGAAGGAAGUCCAGUAAGAUACCAAAAACAGAAUAUUUGGAAAAGUUACAGUGAUAUUGAUGAUGGAGUUAAAAAACAAACAACAAAACAAGUGCAAUUUUAUUCACAACACUGUGUAGGAAAGAUUUUCUAUUUUAAAUGUCAUUUACCUAGAAGCAACAGUUGCAUAACUUUAGCAUUUGUGGUGGCACAUCUCAUUGCCGGCAAUGUGGUGAAUGCCUGAAAAAUUGAUUACCCUUCCCUUCAGAGUGUUGCGUAGCCUAAUAAAAACUUCCUGCAGCACUUUA
Messenger RNA from Gavialis gangeticus (Gharial), 2442 nucleotides. RefSeq names its product transmembrane protein 87A (gene TMEM87A). The transcript is spliced from 20 exons. Gene Ontology annotation, cellular component: Golgi cisterna membrane; Golgi apparatus. The record is from RefSeq and is a predicted model, not a curated record. Gene Ontology annotation, biological process: retrograde transport, endosome to Golgi. Bases 16 to 1641 code for a protein of 541 amino acids. Lineage: Eukaryota; Metazoa; Chordata; Crocodylia; Gavialidae.